Molecule: messenger RNA, 2033 nt
Organism: Cynara cardunculus var. scolymus (artichoke)
Lineage: Eukaryota; Viridiplantae; Streptophyta; Magnoliopsida; Asterales; Asteraceae
Product: GDSL esterase/lipase At1g33811-like
Exons: 8
Coding region: 1-1848 (615 amino acids)
Molecular function (GO): hydrolase activity, acting on ester bonds
Source: RefSeq, a predicted model, not a curated record
AUGGAGCCAACCAGCGAUAAUCCUUUAGAUAUCGAUGAUGACCCCUCAGGUAUUCUAUCUUCCUACCCCUUCACUUCUUCUAACCCCGAGCUUCUAUUUGCUCACCCUCCUUCACUUUCAGGUCCAUAUCAGGCUCAAGCCAUGGAUCAAGAAGAAGAGGAGUACGACACGGUGAUGGACGUCAAGCUUAUUCUCCCAGUCAUCGAGACUGUCCUUAUAGAAAUGGAUGAAGUCCAUAAGGACAUGUCUCAAAAGGACAAUGUCGCUGCGGACCUCUCAGCUGUCAAGGAUGAAGUCCAAGAAGUCAAGAGCCAGCUCUCCUCUCUCCAAGAGGCCAUUAGAGCUAAUGUUGAAGCCUUAGCCAGAGAGGGGGAGAUAAGGUCCAACACUGCUGGACCAUCUGCUAAACCAGCAACCAACAAAACUGAAGCUCCUAGAGCUGAAGUUGAUGCUGAGGUUGCCUGUGAUAUCCCAACCUCCAGUGAAGCUGUUAUAGCUGAGGACGUUGAUGCCAUCCCUCACUCCGGCAGCGAUCUUGAUGGCAAUGAUGACGAUGAUGAUGAAGAUGACUUGACCAUUCAGUUUCAACGUCCAACAACUGCCACUAAAGGAGUUUCCCUCACGGAUUCCGUAUCCCAGGGGAAGCAAAGGGAAGAAGAGUUUGCUCCUGAGAAGAACCAGGACCCUAAGUCGAAAGCCACCCACGUUAAGAACUUCAUACCAAGUCUCAUCGAUCAGAUCACUAUGGGGUGGACAAUGAGGGAGUUUGGGUUGUGGGUAGUAGCUGCUUGUUUUUUGUGGUCAGUCGCAAAGGGCUGGUCACAAUUGGAGCCACAAGUUCCCUGUUUCUUUAUCUUUGGCGACUCUUUGGUUGAUAAUGGUAACAACAAUGGACUUCUUACUCUUGCUAGAGCCAACUAUAGACCAUAUGGCAUCGAUUUCCCUCAAGGUUCAAGCGGCCGGUUUACUAAUGGCCGCACCUUCGUUGAUGCAUUGACUCAACUUCUAGGAUUUCGAAACAACAUCCCACCAUAUGCUAGAACUCGUGGCCGUGCAAUACUUGGUGGACUGAAUUUCGCAUCUGGGGCUGCUGGUAUCCGUGAUGAAACGGGCAAUAAUCUUGGGGAUCAUAUUUCAAUGAACCAGCAAGUAAAAAACUUUGAGAGUAUAGUGCAGCAGAUGAGACGUUAUUUUAGAGAAGACAUGAAUGCUGUGGGGGAUCACCUUGGCAAAUGUAUUUUCUACUCUGGGAUGGGAAGCAACGACUAUCUCAAUAACUACUUCAUGCAUGAUUUCUAUAAUACCGGAACCCAGUUCACUGCACAAGCUUAUGCAAAUGCACUCAUUCAUGACUAUUCUAGUCAGCUAACUGCGUUGUACAAUUUGGGUGCACGGAAAGUGGUAGUAACUGCGGUGGGGCAAGUUGGGUGCAUACCAUAUGAGCUAGCCCGGUAUAAUGGUAGCAACAGCAGGUGUAAUGAGGAGAUAAACAAUGCUAUCAUCUUAUUUAAUUCGGGCCUACGGAAACUUGUAGAUCGCUUCAACAAGGGUGAGCUACAAGGAGCAAAAUUCAUAUACCUGGAUUCGUACUAUGCCAUUAAAGAUCUUACGCUCAAUGCUCAAUCUUAUGGGUUUGAAGUGAUGGAUAAAGGAUGUUGUGGAGUUGGAAGAAACAAUGGGCAAGUGACAUGCCUUCCUCUUCAACAAGCUUGUCGGGAUCGGUCAAAGUACAUAUUCUGGGAUGCCUUUCAUCCUACCGAAGCAGCAAAUAUCGUGACUGCAAAAUCAUCAUACUCAUCAAGUUCAUAUACAUAUCCCAUGAAUAUUCAACAACUAGCAUCACUAUGAUGCUCAUGUAAAAAGGGGGAUUAUAAUCAUGAAUGUCAAUGUGUUAUUUCAAUGUUAUUUGUAUUUGAAGGACUAUGAUGUCCAGUUGGAAGAUGUUCUUCCCAUUUGAAGGAUGGAAUUGUCAAGUGUGAUGAUAUAUAAAUUGCAAAAUGCAAUGAUGUUUGUCUUGGUUUCUAAAAUUUAGU